CCGCCGACUGGCUCAGCUGUCAUCUGGAUGAAAGAAGAAACCACUUACACCGACCGUCUGUGAAAUGCAGAAAAAGUAUAAACGCUGAAAUAUGGCAACAUCAAAACGAGGUCAUGACGCCGAACUGAAGGAUUAAAAAAAAAAAUUGGUGAAAGCCUAAACCUACUGAAUAUUUACUGGGUGUCCUAAAUGGGGGACUACGGGUUUGGAGUUCUGGUGAAAAACAGCAGUGGUAACAAAUCUGCUUUCCCUGUAAGGAUCCCUCCACUACUCCAACCCCAGCACCCUCACCAUCCCUCCAACCCUCCAAGCCCCCCCUCCUUUGUAAACAACACCUGCUCCACCAAUGGGGGAAGUGGUUGGCUGUUCCCUGCAGUAGCCCAACAAAGUAGCAUGCAAGAUGAGAUUCUGGAGUCGGACAAGUCCAAGGCUUUAGACCUCCAGGAAAUGCAGGAAAAGUCUCAGGUCCAGGCUCAGCCUCAGGCCCUCUCUCCAGGCCAGCAGGAGGCUGGUGCUUCCUUAGGAGAUCAGGAGGGAGCUCUUCCUGAAGACAACUUAUUGGAGAAAGGUUCUCUGGAGAGCAGUGGUGGGAAGGAGAAGCUAAGGAUGGAGUCACCAGUGCUAAGUGCGUUUGAUUACCAGGAUACCCUGGGAAUGGGUACAGGGUGCACACAGUCCCCCACUUCCUCACUGACGAGCUUCAACAACUGGUCCCCUGCUGUUCCUUGUACCCAGUCUCCAGUGGUAGGUGAUGAUGUUGGGGGCUUCUUUGGGCCUGCUGGCUCCAAUGGCAAUGCACCUCCCCUGCUGUUCCAGAGCUUCUCCCACCACGCCGGGCCUGGCUUUGGUGCAGGUGGCAAUUUUUCCCCACAGAUCGGACCAGUCUCCCAGCACCAUCCUCCCGCACCCCAGCCCCCGCCCUAUCAUCCUCACGGACAAGGCGUUCCACCGCAGCACCGGCGCUCUCCGGCAAGCCCUCAUGCUCCUCAGCCCUCCUUUCCUCCGCACGCUCAUCGGACCGGAGGCUUCCCCCAGCUGCCCCACCUCACUCCUGCCCAGAGCAAACACCCUUCACCCUGGGGAAGCUUCCAGAGCCCCCCCACACCCACAUCAACCACCUGGAGCCCGGGCAGCUAUGGAGGCUGGGGGGGCACACAUGGGGUUCGAGAAUACCGACGUGGUGUAGGUGGAGGAAUGACUGGCCUUAACUCCAUCUCUCCGCUAAAGAAGUCCUUCCCCAACAGUCAGGUUCCUUCCCAGAAGUUUCCCCGAAAUAACUCUGGCUUCAAUCACAAGGGUUGGGUGGAGGAUGCUGUGACCCGCAGUGAUAAUGUCUACCCUUUCCAGCAAGAGAGAACCCGCUCCUUUGAUGGUUUCAACAUGCACUCUCUGGAGAACUCCCUGAUCGACAUAAUGAGGGCUGAACAGGAUUCCUUGAAAGGACGCUUCAGCUUCUCUCACCAGGGUGGAGAUGGGCCUCUGCCUAUGAAUGCGAGAAGCUAUGGCAGAAGACGAGGCCAUUCCUCUCUGUUCCCCAUGGAGGAUGAGCGCUCUUUUGGGGAGGAUGAGACCACUGACCAGGGGCUCGGGGGACUUGGCUCGGCACACUGUUUCCCUCACCUGAAUGGGGAGCGCAUAGAACGCUACUCUCGCAAAGUGUUUGUCGGAGGGCUGCCCCCAGACAUAGACGAAGAUGAAAUUACAGCCAGUUUUCGUCGUUUUGGUCACUUGUUUGUUGACUGGCCUCACAAGGCAGAGAGCAAAUCCUAUUUCCCCCCAAAAGGAUACGCCUUCCUGCUCUUUCAAGAUGAGAGCUCUGUUCAGGCUCUGAUCGAUGCCUGCAUCCAAGAGGAUGGGAAACUGUAUCUGUGUGUCUCCAGCCCCACCAUCAAAGACAAGCCUGUCCAAAUCAGACCCUGGAACCUAAAUGAUAGUGACUUUGUGAUGGAUGGCUCUCAGCCUUUGGACCCAAGGAAGACCAUCUUUGUAGGAGGUGUCCCUCGCCCUCUACGAGCAGUGGAGCUGGCCAUGAUCAUGGACCGUCUCUAUGGUGGAGUGUGCUAUGCUGGUAUUGACACUGACCCUGAACUGAAAUACCCUAAGGGGGCAGGGCGAGUGGCUUUCUCCAAUCAGCAAAGCUACAUUGCAGCCAUUAGCGCCAGAUUUGUUCAACUGCAGCAUGGGGAGAUUGACAAAAGGGUGGAAGUGAAGCCAUAUGUGCUGGAUGACCAGCUGUGUGACGAGUGCCAGGGCACACGCUGCGGGGGGAAGUUUGCGCCUUUCUUCUGCGCCAACGUGACCUGCUUGCAGUACUACUGUGAAUACUGCUGGGCGGCCAUCCACUCCCGGGCCGGUCGCGAGUUUCACAAGCCCCUGGUGAAGGAAGGUGGCGACCGACCGCGGCAUAUCUCCUUCCGCUGGAACUAAGGCAAGGGAGAGAGAACCUAGGAUUAGGGAGGGUCUGAGAGAAAGGGGUAGCUAAGGAACGGGGUUAUUGGAUGACCUAUGAUAUGAAAAAUAUAAAUGCACUUUUCUUUUAAGUUAAAAAAAAAAAUCUACUUAAUUUUUGUAUUUUUUUAAAUUGGGCCCUCCAAAUGGUAACUGCUAAGAAAAGAGUAAAAUCCCAUUUAUGUUGUGACUUAAAGUGUGCAUGAACAUAUGAAUGCAUUCUUUUUGGAUUUAGAUGUUUUCUUACUUGACUGUAGUUUUGUUUGGUGUUAGCUGGCAAAGCUGCUUACAUUUGUUAUCAAGAGUAACAAAAUUUAAUUAAGAUUCAUCAUAAUACCUAAAUCAGUAUACUGACUAUGGAAGCUACAUUACAGAGAGCAUUUUUUUUUUUUAUUUAAUUUUUUUGUGCAGAAUUUGAGAACAAGUACCAUUUACCAAAGUUUGAGUUGGAUUAGAAUAGAGGAGGAAAGAUUGUUUUAGAUGCUGAGUUGAUUUGUCUGGAAGCUGGCCAACGUCACAUCAGUCUCCCCUGCGUCUGGCAAAAGCUGCGCUUGUAUCGCUUUCAAUUGUUUGAGGUCUCUGAUUAAAGUUGACGCUUUGUAACAGGAAAGGGCAAACCAAAGAUUGGCAUGAAACGCAUUGUCGAGAGCAGACGUCAACGCGGGGUUAUGGCGUCCUCUCGUCACGCGGCAGAGGAAGUACUGGUAGUCUUCUGGAGUUUAAGCUCAUUAAGGCUCAGCCCUCGCGGCUCAGGUAUUGGCAGUAGUAUUUGCUCGCUUUAUAUUGUCAGGGAUAUUAGCACUGGAAGCUAACAUGCUAAUGUAGUACGAACUAUGGGAAUGCACAGUCCAUUCUCCCUGAGCUGUCUUCAUGGUGUACCACUGCACGCUCUACCUGGAUUGGGGCUUCUCUCACUAAUGUUGUGAUUGGAUAUGGUUGUAGCUCAAAUUUGCUGUCACAGAGAAACAGAUAUUAUUUUAUACAUGGCCUGCUGAUUUUUGUACAGCGUUUUAUAGCUGAUUAUUUUGUCAUGGACAUAUAUACAUUUAUUAUGCACUACUUUUCUAAAUAUUUUUUUCAAUAGUCAUUUAAGGCACAUUUUUCACAGAUGGGAGAACUCCUUUUGCAAUACCUCAUUUUUUUUCACUUGAUGAAAAAUAAUUUUGUACCUUUGUUACUAAGAGAUCUGCAAUUAUGGUAAACUUAAUUUAAGAAAAGAAAAUGAAUGAUAAUAUAAUUUUCAAUUAGCUUUUAUAUAUUUAAGUGCUGGUAAAUCUGAACAUUGUCUGGUGUAUUGGUGUGAUUCUGGAGCUUCAAAAUAGGCUGUCAUUAGCCAGUCAUACAUGCGUAGAUUCUCCUCUGCCCUGAUUAACAUUAUUACGGGAUCCUAAGGCAUGGCAAGACCUUUGUAAAAGAUUUUGAUAGUCUUGAAAAUACAUAUAUAUUCUGGUAUUUCACUCGUAGGUGUAGUUGAUAUGAUUAUGAGUAAAAUAAAUGUUUUGGCUACGGUCAACAUGUCAUCCUUCUAUCACCUGAGUGGGUUUGAAUAUUUAGCUCCUCUUUCUGGGACUGCCUGUAAGUUCUACUUCUUGGCAUGCAUACCGUAAUUAUGUACUACAGAAACUACAUGGCUAGUGAUAAUGCAGGACCUAAUGAUCUAAUGCACUGGCGCUCCUUCCUUUUCAUUGUCUCUUGGAGAUCACCUCUCUCUACACGAUGGAGUCUGCCUUCCUAACACAGAAAUGUUUAUGCAAUCUACACUAUGACAACACUUUUGUAAUGUAGAGAACACAUGGUGUAGUACAUAGGUGAGAAGACUUGAUGAUUUGACCCCUUUUGUGAUGUGGCAUGCUUUGGGACAUAUCCUGAAUGUGAUGUAAUGUUGCAAGUUAACUGUGAGCCAUUAUGUGCAAUACUUAUUUUUCUUUCCAAAAGCAAGUCUUCGCAGUCAGUCAUUCAAUCCAUAAAUCAUGCAGUCAUAUUAUCGUUCCCUCCUUUUUGUUCCCUCAUUCGGAUGUCUGCGAGACAUAAAUAUAAUAUAUAUAUUAAAAAAGCUAAUUUAUAUAUGAAUUUAUUUUUAAACAUUUAGUUUUGUGCUUAUGUACUUAUUUUGCUACUACCAUGCAACUGUGAUUGAAAACAUUGUAUAAACAAGAUUGAUAAUGUAUUACAUUUGCUAUAUUUUCAAUUGAAAUGUAUGACUAUGAAUUGGAUCAGAUUUUUGUUAUAUUUUUGGGUGUGUUUAACUUGAUGUCUAGUUUUUCUAAUUGCUGUUUUGUGCUCUGCAUUUUCAGAUGCAAUUGAAUAUGUCCCUUAGUAUUACUUGAUUGCAAAUGUUCAAUAGUUUUUAAUUGUAUGCUGGGAAAGUUAUAUUUAUUAACUUUUUUUUUUACCUAAUAUAAUUUGGAUUUUUAUUUAGUAGUUUCACAUUUAUAAUUUGGAUUUUUAAAUAAUUUCACAUUUAUACACAAGUUCUAAUUUUUAUAUUUUCCUCCAGAUUAUUAUAUGCUACAAUACAGACAUCUGUUUUGAUUGCUGAUUUGUAGAAGUGAAGUAAAAACAAAGAUCCAAUGUCAUUCAUUAGCUGCCAACCUUGUUUAACUGUCUGCAUACAUUUGAAGUAUUUGUAACGUGCGAUGUUGAAUGAAUAAAAGAGCUGUGAGGAAGAA
Syngnathus acus (greater pipefish) is the source of this 5117-nucleotide messenger RNA. RefSeq names its product cytoplasmic polyadenylation element-binding protein 4-like. Gene Ontology annotation, molecular function: mRNA 3'-UTR binding; translation factor activity, RNA binding; mRNA regulatory element binding translation repressor activity. The record is from RefSeq and is a predicted model, not a curated record. The transcript is spliced from 12 exons. Gene Ontology annotation, cellular component: nucleus; synapse; neuron projection. Lineage: Eukaryota; Metazoa; Chordata; Actinopteri; Syngnathiformes; Syngnathidae. Bases 190 to 2427 code for a protein of 745 amino acids. Gene Ontology annotation, biological process: negative regulation of cytoplasmic translation.